Aspergillus ibericus CBS 121593 is the source of this 1923-nucleotide messenger RNA. RefSeq names its product GMC family oxidoreductase. Bases 135 to 1796 code for a protein of 553 amino acids. The transcript has 2 exons. Gene Ontology annotation, molecular function: oxidoreductase activity, acting on CH-OH group of donors; flavin adenine dinucleotide binding. NCBI's taxonomy places the organism in Eukaryota, Fungi, Ascomycota, Eurotiomycetes, Eurotiales, Aspergillaceae. The record is from RefSeq and is a predicted model, not a curated record.
GCUGCCCCUCUUUUCCUUCCUUUCAACCAUAUAAGACCCCUGAGCUGCAUCUCUACAUCUCUUGCAUUAUCUCUGGCUCUAUUAUCAACAGAAGCGGCCUAACCAACUGUAUAUACUUCUUCGAUCUAUUGACUAUGGGCUCAACCACCCCCUCCUCAACCCACUACCUCAUUAUCGGAGGCGGCACCGCCGGCCUCGUCAUCGCAAACCGCCUCUCCGAGGACCCCGACGUGAACGUCCUCGUCCUCGAAGCCGGUCCAGAUCGUUCUUCAGACCCGGAGAUCCAGAAUCCGGAUGCCUGGCAUGCGCUGCCUGGAUCCGAGCUGGACUGGAACUUCAAGUUCGAGCCUCAGAUCGGUCUCAACAACCGCGAACCAGAACAUCCCGCCGGAAAGGUCCUGGGCGGGUCCUCCGUGAUCAAUGGAUCGGUGUACGUGCCUCCCUCGCCGGCGGGGAUAGAUGCAUGGGCGGAAUUAGGUAAUACCAAGUGGAACUGGGAGACUUUGGAGCCGUACUUGCGCAAGUCAGUGAGUGUGACAACGCCAGAGGAGGAGAUUUGUCGUGCGGCGGGGGUUGAAGUGCACGGGUUUCAGGAUGGGCCGAUUCAGGUCACGUAUCCGGUUCUUGCGGAGGAGAAGAAUCAUUCGUUGUUGAGGGCGUGGGAGGAGGGAUUUAAGAGCAAGGGAUAUGAGUUUACGAGUGAUAUACUGCCGACGAGGAUGGUUGGGACCAGGGCGUAUGUGGCGACGGUGGAUCCGCGGUCUGGGUUGCGGAGUGGUGCAGAUGGACGGUAUGGGGCGGAGGCUGCGAAGCGCGAGAAUGUCACAGUUGUGACGGGGGCGAUGGUGCGACGGAUCCUGUUUGAGAAGGAUUCUGAAAGUGUUGUUGCUACUGGGGUUGAGGUGGCUUUGAGUGAUGGGGUGGUAAUGACGAUUGGUGCGACCAAGGAGGUGAUCCUUGCGGCUGGAGCCUUUCACACGCCGCAGCUGCUGGAGUUGUCCGGUAUCGGUGAUAAGGAGUUGCUUUCGAGUCUGGGGAUUGAGGUGGUGGUCGAGAAUCCAGGGGUUGGCAGGAACUUUCAGAACCAUCUCAUGGGCGUUCUGCCUUGCCCUUUGAACAAGGUCCCUGAGCUGGAAGGUCUUGCACCAGGGAUCAAAGCAUUGGCGUUUGUCCGACUGGACGGGGAGGAACUGGCUGAUCUCGCGGCCAGGUUCCUUCCAGACGACCAAGUGCCCGACAAAGUUAUCCGCGGUAUCUUGGAAAAACCCAAUGAGGCAUCCGCCUUUAUCCUCCUGGGCAUGAUGCCUGGCGCAAGUGUGGCCGUUCUAGUGAUGAUUCCGUGCUUUCCUGCCUCUCGCGGCAACAUCCAUGUCGCCUCUACGGACCCAUAUGCACAGCCCAAGAUUGAUGCAUGCUGCUUCUCGCAUGCGCUCGAUGUAGAGCUCAUGGCUCGACACCUGCAGAAGUUACAUGAGGUUCCUGCCCUCCCAGCAUUGCAGCAUUUCUUCCAGCCCCCUGCUGCUGCCCCAGACCUGGAAGCAAUCAAGGCAUUGUUGCACGAGAGUGCCCAGACUGCGCAUCACGCAUGCGGCACAGCCGCCAUGCUCCCUCGCGAGACAGGCGGAGUAGUGGAUCAAGAGCUGAAGGUCUAUGGGACGGAGAAUCUGCGAGUCGUGGAUGCAAGUGUGUUUCCGUUGCUGCCGCAUGGGAAUCCGGUAGCAACGGUGUAUGCGGUUGCAGAGAGGGCGGCGGAUAUUAUCAAGGGAGAUGCUGACACGGGAAAUACUACAGUUUGACCUGUUCCCUCGCCUAUCCCGGUGAAGAUGGGCAGGGAGAUUACUAUUGUUAACAUACCAUAUUCGAUACCUUUGACAUUGCACUUUAUUUUAACAUGCCAGAUUGAAUUCAAGCGUUUAUUGCAGU